Austrofundulus limnaeus is the source of this 1754-nucleotide messenger RNA. RefSeq names its product protein FAM19A1. Lineage: Eukaryota; Metazoa; Chordata; Actinopteri; Cyprinodontiformes; Rivulidae. The record is from RefSeq and is a predicted model, not a curated record. Gene Ontology annotation, biological process: neuroblast differentiation; regulation of neuroblast proliferation. Bases 432 to 872 code for a protein of 146 amino acids. Gene Ontology annotation, molecular function: receptor ligand activity. The transcript has 6 exons.
UCUCAGUGCUCGCUGAGGAGGGACUCAGAGAGAGCCGCUGCUCGCAGGCUGCCUCUCUCCGGAAGAAUGCGGACGGUGGGAGAAGAGAUUCCACUACAGUUAAUUAAGGAGCACUCCACACGUGCCCGUAAAUGCGAGAGGGUGGCAAAUGAAUUCAGUGUCAGCGGGGGGCUCCUCCUCAAGGUGAAGCAGUGGGCUUUCAAAAGGUGGAACUGAAAAGAGCUUUAAAUUUUAUUUUCCUGUCUCCGGCUUGACGGUUCUGUCUGAGUCACUGGACUGUUGCCAUCAAAGUGUGGAGGCAGAGUCACAGGACUUCUCUCUUCCAGCCACAUUCAGACUUGCAUGGAUGGGAUCAGCAUAAGUAGAAAGAUGGAUGGAUUUAUGACUUUCUGUUGAGAUAUUUGUACAUAGUGUGUUGGGUUGUUCAGCAGAUGUGUCCUGUCAUGUCCUGGCUGCUCUGCCUGUGCCUCUGGCUCAGUCUGACGGCCAUCCAGCUGUGCCAGGCCACCUUCUACGACACCAUCCAACAGCGUCCUGGGACGAGGCCGGGCCGAACCACAGUGCACAUGAUCGAGGGGGGCACCUGUGAAGUAAUAGCUGCUCACAGGUGCUGUAAUAAGAAUCGAAUCGAGGAGCGAUCUCAGACGGUGAAGUGUUCCUGUCUGCCAGGGAAGGUGGCCGGAACCACAAGAAACAGGCCUUCGUGUGUUGACGCAUCUAUAGUAAUUGGGAAGUGGUGGUGUGAGAUGGAGCCUUGUCUGGAGGGGGAGGAGUGCAAAACACUUCCUGACAACUCAGGCUGGAUGUGCUACGCCGGGAACAAGAUCAAAACGACAAGGAACACUCAGCCAUACACAACAUCAACAUAUUAACAUUUGGUGAAGAGGAUGCAAGGGAAUACUUCGUCUUCAAAGCACUGUCAUUGGACCAAUUAUCACAAGAGACAAUGAGCCCAUUGUUGCUUCAAGAAAUGUGAACACUUUCAAAUAAAAGUGUAAAAAGAUGUAGAAUACGUAAAGCACGUCUUCCUUGAGGUGCCCAAAAACACCAAGGCUCCGAGCAGCCUGUGAGGAACUUCGUCAUACCCCUUGUAAUAAAUCUAUUUUCAUCCCCCCACCCCCCCAACUUUGAGAUGGAGCUCAGCUGUUUCUGCAUUUGGAUUAAUGCUUGGAGAGUGACUGAUUGGUGAGACAGAUGUGCUGCAAAAUACCAAACAGGAGAAGGAAUGAUCAAAGGACUGGGGAAGUGCAGACGUUGACAGCCCUCAGGAUUUUUUUUAAUUUUUUUCUUUGUCCUUUUUUUUAUUAUUGUCAGAUGUAAAAUUAUGUGCAAAAACUGUUUGUCUUUUCCAGUGUACAUGAAAACUUUAUUUGUGCUGUUGGUAAACCCUCUCAUAGAAAACUCAACAAGGCCAAAGGUUGAUGAGGUAAAAUAUAUGGUGUGACGAUGAAACAGAUGCUUUGUGAAAAAAAAAAAACGUUUUAUAAAAAAAAAAAAACAGCUUGUGYGUCUUGACAYAUUUUCCAUUUUGUCCGUAGGGUACUUGUAUGCCUUUGAUUCCUUCUUUGUGAAUCUAGCUCGGUAACAUCUAAGCUACCCUAGAACUAAUGAAUUCACCAGAAAUGUGAAAUCAGUAGGUUCUUUUCAAUACUUGAAAUGCCUUAUUUAUGUUCAGUCAUUCACAGGAUGAUGCUGUACAUACGAAGACGUUCGUUGGUGUGUGCUGGAUUCCAUUAAAGUCAUUGUUCCUGGAA